Molecule: messenger RNA, 1698 nt
Organism: Anopheles marshallii
Lineage: Eukaryota; Metazoa; Arthropoda; Insecta; Diptera; Culicidae
Product: probable 4-coumarate--CoA ligase 1
Exons: 2
Coding region: 1-1698 (565 amino acids)
Biological process (GO): fatty-acyl-CoA biosynthetic process; long-chain fatty acid metabolic process
Molecular function (GO): long-chain fatty acid-CoA ligase activity
Source: RefSeq, a predicted model, not a curated record
AUGAUGACACAGUACGAUCCCCAAGCCUGCUGUUGGCGUGGACCGCAACGACCAACCGUACUUAACCCAGCUGCCAACCUGGGCCCGGUGCUGCUGAACGUACUCGAGCGAACACCGGAGAAACCGGCGCAGGUGAACGGGGUCACGGGCUACAUGCUGACCUGUGAUGAGUUGCGUCGCCGUUCGGUACGGUUCGCGAAAUUCUUGAUCGCUUCGGACUACCAGCUGGGUGAUGUAGUUGUGCUGAUAGCGCGUAACUCCGACAAUGUAGCACCAAUCGUGUUCGGUUGCUUUCUGGCCGGUGUAACGCUCAACACGCUCGAUCCAUCGUUUGGUUUGGAGGAGGUUGAGCAUUUACUGCGGCUAACCCGUCCCCGAACCGUCAUAGGCGACUGUGACGCGCUCGUCGUUGUGCGCGAAGCCGCAUUCCGGAUGGAACUGUGUUUGGAUAAAAUUUGCUUUCUGCUGCACGAAAUCGAUGGACGUGAUUUCAUGCCACCGGAUAGUUGGAUCUCUGUAGAUGUGUUGGUACAGGAACAGGUUGAAGGCGAGGAUGGAUUUGUACCAGUGUACCGGGGUGAUUCGGACAAACUAAUUGCAGCCAUUGUCUGCUCAUCCGGGACUACCGGUUUGCCGAAGGCGGUACGCAUUUCCCACGCACAGCUUAUCCAACCCUAUCAGCGGGUCAGCCAGCUGGAUCAGAAUGAUACGAUCCUGUGCUUUAGCACACUGUACUGGAUAUCCGGUCUGCAAAUGCUGAUGACUGGUGUGCUAAAUGGCAUUCGGCGCAUAAUUACCACCCAGCCAGCGACAUCCGAACUCGCUAUUCAGCUGUGCAAUCGGUACGACGUGACGCUGCUGCUCGUGACGCCAACUAUGGCAAGCGACAUUAUUCGAACUUUAGCGCCAACCGAACGAUUAUCGUCGAUCAAGCUAUUCGCCGUCGGAGGCAGUACAGUAACGAAGCGGUUGCGUGACGAAAUUACCCGGCGUGUGCUGGUGACGGGUCGCGGACGUUUACUCGUUGGUUAUGGGACCAGCGAGACUGGUAAUAUCGCUUACGAGAUGUUGCCGCGGGAAGAUUCGGUUGGCUUUCUCCUGCCGGGUGUUACAGCGAAGAUUGUAAACGAGCACGGGCAACCGUUGGGUCCACACGAAACCGGCGAGUUGCUUGUUCGGCCCGUUCAUCCUUUUCUGGGCUACCAUGGCGAUGAAUUGGCGACCAAAGCUGCACGAGCGAAUGGUGCUGAAGGUUUCGUGCAUACCGGCGACAUUGCUAGGUUUGAUGCUGAUGGGUUCCUGUAUCUGGUUGAUCGGAAGCGUGAAAUCUUCAAGUUCGAUGGCUUCCAGAUUGCACCGACCGAACUAGAGGAACUGAUCGCUGAGCUGCCCGGUGUUCGAUACGUCGUCGUUGUCGGACUGCCUGAUCCCGACCAUUGCUACAACGAUCUUGCUACUGCACUGGUUGUGCGAGAAGCGAACGUUACCGCCUCCACAGCGAAAGCGCUAACAGAACAGACGAUAAUAGACCAUUGUGCACGCACCGUGGAUGGACGAGCACGGCCACAACAGAAAUGGUUACGCGGUGGCGUUAUAUUCGUCGAUCAGCUACCCAUGACGGCGAGCGGUAAGGUGAUGCGAAGUGCAGUCAAGCAACUCGCAAAACGAUGGAAAUCGUUGCAUUCAUCCAACUCGUAA